This is a messenger RNA of Trichoderma breve, 3237 nucleotides long. RefSeq names its product nitronate monooxygenase domain-containing protein. The record is from RefSeq and is a predicted model, not a curated record. The transcript has 9 exons. Gene Ontology annotation, biological process: DNA-templated transcription; positive regulation of transcription by RNA polymerase II. Gene Ontology annotation, cellular component: nucleus. Bases 1 to 3237 code for a protein of 1078 amino acids. Lineage: Eukaryota; Fungi; Ascomycota; Sordariomycetes; Hypocreales; Hypocreaceae. Gene Ontology annotation, molecular function: nitronate monooxygenase activity; zinc ion binding; DNA-binding transcription factor activity, RNA polymerase II-specific.
AUGGCAUCACCUCAAGCAGUUUCAAAGACCAUUCUCUCCCGCUACCCUUGGGUAUCUUCCCCUCUAGUGGUGAGCGCUCCUAUGGCAGUUCUAUCAAGUCCUGCUCUUGCAACGGCUGUAUCCAGCGCUGGUGGACUUGGAUUUAUUGGUCCGGGAAUAAAAACACAAGAUGUGGCCACCAACCUUGAAGAGGCGUCACAAAUAUUUCUCAAAACUCAAGGCUCACCAUUCCUUUCUCGAGAGGCGAAUACAUCGUCUCUGCUUCCUGUUGGGGUGGCAUUUCUCCUCUGGCGAGAUGAUGUUAAUGAGGCGACUUCUGUCAUUGAAAAGUUCAAGCCGUCUGCCGUGUGGCUCUACGCUCCACACGAGCUGGAAGAGUGUGAAACAUGGUCAAAGAAGGUUCGCAGUGUAUCUCCCGACACCCAAAUAUGGAUACAGAUUGGAACAGGAGCAGAAUCCGGUGGCCAUGGGAGAGUUGAGGAUGGGUUGGGUCUCAUCACACUGUUUCCUGAAGUGGCCGAUGCAUUAGCAGAGAGUGGUAUUACUCUGAUUGCUGCAGGAGGAAUUGCUGAUGGGCGAGGUGUUGCUGCUGCGCUGUCCCUUGGCGCCUCAGGAGUGGCGAUGGGAACUAGAUUCCUGGCAUCAAAGGAAGCCCGUAUUGACCAAGGGUACCAGAACGCGGUUAUCCAAGCAACUAACGGUGCAGUAUCGACAACACGAACCUUGCUUUACAACAACCUCCGAGGAGAAUAUGGGUGGCCUACGCCAUACAGUCCCAGGAUGAUUAUCAACAAAACUUUCACAGACCACCAAUUAGGAAAGCCAUUUGGAGAGCUGAAAGAGAUGUAUGACGAGGCAGUCCAAGAAGGGGACGUGGGAUGGGGACAGCAGGGAAGACGAGCUACCUACGCGGGAGCAGCUAUUGGAUUGAUACACGAGGUCAAAUCAGCGUUAGAUAUUGUGCAAGACGUCCGAAAGGAAGCAUUGGCGAAAAUCCAGUCGCUGCACGGGGGUGGGAAGAUGUCAAAGAGGCAGAGGGUGCUCCGCGCCUGCGAUCAAUGUCGCCGGGGAAAGAUUAGGUGCGACGGAAAGCAGCCCUGUGCUCAUUGUAUUGUCUAUGACUACGAAUGCUCCUAUGAUCAGAUAACAAAGCGCAGCCGUAGUGAACCAUCAUACUACGUAAAGGCAUUGGAGGCUCGGCUUCGCAGAGCAGAAGCUGUCGUCCGAAUCGCGGCACCUAACGUGAAUCUCAGUGAUUCUCGUCUAGACACCGCAGAUACAGCACAAAUUGCAGCCAUAAUAAACCAAGCAUCCCCUCAAGGUGUCUUGACGUCUCGCUUAACGCCGACCUCAAGUCCGAGUGAAACGAUGCCUAUCGAAGAUUCCAACGAAUCCUUUCUCGAAACAAUGAUGGAAAAUUUUGGGUUUCUAGAUCUGGACGACAGAGGGCAUUGGGAUUACCAUGGUCAUUCUUCGGGAAGCAUUUUCACACAGCGCUUGCAGAACCAGUUCGGGAACUUGAUCAUUCCUCCUCGCUCUUUAACUAAGUCAAAACCUUGGUCAAAGUCUCAGAGGCGACCUGAGCCUCAGACAAGAAAUACUCAAGACACAAAUAGCAACAGCGCCGACAACACUCCGAUUUCUGGGUUGCCUUCACAAGAGAUUGCACGAAAGCUCAGCCAGACCUGUUUUGACCACGCGUGUGUCCUCAUGCGCUUCGUCCACGAACCGUCUUUCUGGAAAAGCUUUGAUCGUAUUUAUGCAACCACGUGGGAUCAGUUUGGCGAUGAAGAGCGUAUAUUUCUGCCCCAGUUAUAUAUCGUCUUAGCUGUCGGAUGCCUUUUCUUAGAUGAUGUCAAGCCACCAUUAGAAAUUGCUGAUUAUGAGAUUGUCCUCGACCAAGGGUACCGAUACUUUGAGCUGUGCCAAGACGCGCCGCCCUUCGGCUUGGACUUCAUCGUUUGGGUAUCGGGAAACUUCAACGCCCUCGAACGCGAACUCAGAAAACGUGUAUUCUGGGCCAUUCGGAACAUGGAUAUAUACGUUAGCACGCUGCUCGGCCUACCUCUGCUGGUGAGCAGCGACGACAUUGACCAAGAAUAUCCGCUGGAAGUAGAUGAUGAAUACAUCACUUCAGCCGGUAUCUUACCAAUGCCCGUUGGUCGAACAUCGUUAAUGAUGGGUGUGAGUGCCCACACCCGACUAGUAGACAUUAUCGUCAAAGUGGUCAAAUAUGUUUACCCCGUUCGCCAUGCCACACACUUGGCACCGUCCAAUCAUACGUAUGUGGUUCGUCAUUCUAGAUUGCGAGAGAUUGAGAAGGAUCUGGAAUCCUGGAUGAAGAGCUUGCCUGAGGUUUUGCAAUCGCGCAGUGAAACUUCCCCUAAAUUGGCUCAUAUGCAACAAAUGCUCCGGAUAGGAUAUGCUCAUGUGCAAUGGACAUUGACAGGCGAUCCUAUGGAUGUGCAACCGCCUGAAUCAGUGUCUCAAGAAAAUAUUAUCCACAUUACGACGGAGAUGUACAACAGACGUCUUCUGAACGGCUCUUCCUGGUUUGCGGUACACACGAUCUACUAUGCGGUUCUUACAUUGGCCUAUUUUUUACUUGAGAAUCCUGGACCUCCAGCGACUACAGAUGGUAUUCUUAAAGACACACUGGAAGGGAAGAAUACACUGGCGGGAUUGGCUCAUAACAGCAUAGCUGUAGAAAGAUGUGCCUGUCUCUAUUCUCUUAUCGAGCAUCUUCCAGAGAGACUAAACAAGCGCAAAAGUCCAACGCCUACGAAUGCGAAAAGCUCCUCAGUGCUAGAAGCAGCCUCAAACUUGAGAGGAAAAGAUUCAAUGUCUAAUCGGCCGGGUGCAUACUCCUUGAAUGGAUCAAUCAGCUCAGCUUCUGGUACCGUCCGAUCGACUGAAUUGCCUGUGAACGGACAUUACAUCCCAACACAGCAACUAAAUCACAUGCAUGCGGCGCCAGAUCAGAUAUUUCUACGAUUCUCAGCAGAUGACCCGUUCGCUUACCCAAGCCAAUCACCUUCUUCUCUUGACGACGAUGUGUUUCGAAAUGGGGUAGCUGAAGCGUCAAUACACCUUCCAAGAGAUCCUACCAUGCAGGUUUACGCCCCAAUGUCAGAUGAAUAUUCCCUUCCGGAUGGCAUGGUUCCGUUUUACAACUUCCUAGGCCCUCCAUCCGAGACGGUUUACGCCAAUGCUUCAUACAAUCCCUCUAUCCAAUGA